AUGAUUGCUCCGUACGUCAAGUGGGACCAUUCUGAGGAGUGGACGGUGCCUAAUUUUCUUGAGAGUGAAACUAAAUCUGGUGUUAUGGAAAUAGAAGUGGAUAUGAGCAAAGAUGACAAUCAAUAUCUGUUGGGACAUGUUAUUGACGGUCAAAAUCUUUACCCAGCAGCUGCAUAUGUGGUUUUAAUUUGGAAGACACUAGCAAACCUAAAAAACAAAGACUACCUGCAAACGCCUUUCGUGCUUGAAAACAUGGAAAUUCAUCGCAUGACAAUUAUACCAAAAGACGGCUCUCUGAAAUUUACUAUCAACAUCCUGCAACAAAGUGGCGAUUUUGAACUAUGUGAAGGUGGAAGUACAGUUGUUACAGGUAAAACUUACGUUCCCGAAGAUAUUUCUAAAGCAUUUGCAAACUCACCUUCCACUGCCCCAAGAAUAGAAGAAAUGGAGUUAAAAUUAAAUCAGCAGGAUGUGUUGAAAGAACUGAGACUGCGAGGAUACCAAUACCAGGGUUGUUUCCAACAAAUCCUCGAAACAGAUGUUCGAUUUUCAAACGGAAAGGUAAAGUGGAACGAUUGGGUUAGUUGUAUUGAUGCUAUUCUUCAAUUUUGGUUUAUGCGUGUACCCACUCGAGAUCUUUAUCUUCCUACGAAAUUGCAGAAAGUAGUCAUUGAUCCACAAAAACAUUUCCAAACUGUUAGAGAAUGCGGUGGUAUUCUUGGGGUGUUUGCCCGCGAAAAUCUACGUGUUGUUAAAUGCGGCGGUGUCGAAAUUGGAGGCUUCAAAGCGACUUAUGUUAAAAAACGUCACCUAACUCACCCGGCUCCUAAAAUAGAGAAAUAUGAAUUUGUGCCGCUAGAGAAUACGACUCCCGUAAGUGAAAACGCGGCUUUACAAGUCCUUCUACAACUUGUGUUGGAAAACAGUUCCGAAGUUCUUAGAAUGGCAAAAGUGGAACAUGGUCAUCCCAACGAGGAACGAUUGAUGUUCAAUAUUGACGAGACCCUUAAACAGGAAAUUGUAGCGUCUCUAGACACCACAACAGUUACAUCUAAAGACGCCAAUCUGAGUGACUUUAAUUUGGUAGUUGUUGCAGGUUCGAGCAUAAAUAAUGAACUCAGUCUUUUGAAAACUAUUUCACAAAAUUUGGCAAAGGACGGAUUUCUUCUCUUAGAAGGAGACAAGGAAGAUUUUAACUUGAACGAUCUAUCAACUUUGGGAGUACUUGUUAGUAGUCAAAUUACCGACACAAAAAUUUAUGCUCUAUUACGAAAACCAGUAGAAACUGAUGCAAACUCAUCUAUUAUUAUUAAAGUAACUGGAGAUUUUUCUUGGAUUAAUGUACUAAAAGAUGCGAUGAAACAAAGCGAGACUUCUGGGAACAAAAUCUAUUUGUACGCUCAAGGAGACAAAUUUAGCGGAUUGAUUGGGUUAGUGAAUUGUUUAAAACAAGAACCAGGUGGAGAAAAAAUAAGGGGUGCGUUCAUCGAAGAUCCGAAUGCUCCUAUAUUCUCAUUGACACAAUAUUCCGAACAACUGAGAAAAGAUUUGGUUCACAAUGUGCUCAAGAAAAAUGUUUGGGGUACUAUGAGACACAUUCAAUUAGAGAACAACAAAAUUUCUACUCAGCACGCCUACAUCAGUGCGCAGAUUCCUGGAAACUUGGCAAGUUUGCAAUGGGUACAAAGCCCCGUAGACUUAAGAAAAAACGAGCCAAAUUUGGAAUUAUGUCAUGUUUACUGCGCUCCAGUUACCUCCUACGACGUGCUACUGGCUAUGGGAAAAUUUUCGGAAGAAAGACCGUUAAAAAGAAACCACUUCCUAGGUUCAGAAUUUUCAGGACGCGACACUACCAAUAAGCGUGUCAUGGGAAUAAUUACCACAAGCUCGUUAGCAACAACCAUAGAAGUCGAUACAGAAUUUUUAUGGUCUGUACCAGAGAAAUGGAGUUUGGAAGAAGCCUCAACGGUCCCUAAUGCUUACGCCAUGAGUUAUUAUGCUCUUGUGGUUCGAGGAGGAAUCAAAUCUGGAGAAUCAGUUCUAAUCGAUGAUGGUUCUGAAAGUAUAGGUUUAGCUUCCAUACGUAUUGCGCUUAAGAUGGGUUGUAAAGUUUUCACAUUUGUCAACACUAAAGGGAAGAAAGACUUCUUGGAAAAAAUGUUUCCAGAACUUAUAGAUGGUUGUAUUGGUUGUGAUAGUGAAGAAAUGGUGUUUAACCAAACCGGUGGACGCGGAGUAGAUUUAGCUUUUAGGUGUACAGUUAGUGAUCAUUCAGAAGCAUCUAUAAAUUGUGUAACAGAUGGUGGGCGCUUCCUUCAACUGGGAAACGUCGACUUUCCCAAAGGAAAUAUCUCAAAUGAGAAAGAUAUAUCGUUUCAUGGUGUAGCUUUGGGUGUGUUAUUUAAGAGUGAAAUUUUUGUUAAGAAGAGGGUCUGGGAAUUAGUUGAGCAAGGUAUUAUUGACGGUACUGUGAAACCUCUACCACGUAUCGUCUUCAAACCUAAUCAAAUCCAGGAAGCCUUUCACUUCGCACAGUCCAAUACACAUCGUGAGAAACCAAUUUUGCAAAUCUGCGAUAACAGCCAAAACCCAGUUCCUGUUUUGGCCACGCCCCGUUCUUACUUCGACCCAAACAAAACUUACAUCAUAAUAGGUGGUUUGGGCGGCUUUGGCUUAGAACUAACCAACAGGUUAACUCGAAGAGGCGCAAAAAAGUUAGUUUUGGCUUCGAGAAAUGGAAUCCAAACAGGAUAUCAAUCCCAACACGUCCGAAAAUGGACCAAAUUAGGAAUCACCAUUAAAAUCUUUACUGAAGACAUCACAAUAGAAAAUACAGCAAGACAACUUCUAGCAGACGCAAAUAAACUAGGACCUGUUGGUGGCAUUUUUAACGUAUCAGCAGUCCUUCGUGACGCACUAAUGGCGAACCAAACCGAAACCAACUACAGGACUGUUUGUGCCUCCAAAAUCGAUAUCACUAAACAUUUAGAUGCGCUUUCAAGAGAGCUUUGUCCACAUCUAGAACACUUUGUGACUUUUUCUUCAUCAUCGUGCGGUCGCGGAAACGCUGGUCAGUCGAAUUACGGUUAUGCGAAUUCGGCGAUGGAACGUCUUUGCGAAGCUCGUCGAGACGCUGGUCUUCCAGGACUUGCGAUCCAGUGGGGUAUCGUAGGUGACGUAGGUUUAGCCAUAGACAUGACUAAAAUCAAAGUUCGGGGAAUGAUGCCACAAAAAAUGACUUCGUGUCUGUCUACAAUGGAUGCUGUUCUUCAGCAAACGAAUCCGGUUGUUAGUAGUACGGUUUUUCAACCAAAAAAUAUAGAGAGUAUGAAAACACGAGAAGUAGGGAUGACUGAAGCUGUUGCGACUAUUCUGGGGAUUGAAGACGUCUCUAAAGUUGGCGAUUCUGUCUCUUUCGUCGAUUUGGGUAUGGAUUCGACGAUGGUUGCUGAAAUCAGACAAAUUCUUAGAUAUAAUUAUGACUUGGCGCUAAAAGUUGCAGAAGUUCGAGCAUUGACUUUUAGGCAGUUAAGUGAAUUGGAGGAACGGUCUGAAAGUGUGACUACAGUUGCUAGUACAAAUCACCAUGAAGAUAGUGAUUUAAAUUUGGUAGUUACACCGUCUGAGUGCCUGAUUAGACUGAACGACAAAAAUAUAGAAAACGGUCUACGGCCUGUUUUCGUCAUACAUUCCAUAGAAGGAACAGUUAGCACGUUGAUACCUUUAGCCAAAGGUAUCACAGCACCUGUAUAUGGUUUGCAAUGUAGCAAAGAAACACCUGACGGUACUAUUGAAGACAUGGCAGCAUUUUACAACGACAAGAUUAAAACAAUUCAGCCUAAAAGUCCUUACACUUUUGUCGGGUACUCAUUUGGUGCCGCUGUUGCUUUUGAAAUGGGACUUCAGCUGGAGCAUCGCGGAGAUAAAGUAAAUCUUGUUCUCAUCGAUGGGUCUCCUUUCUACAUACCCACGUGUUCUAAAAAGAAUGGAAUUGAGAUUCUGAAAACCAAGAAAGCAGUUCACGAAUGUGAAAUUUUGGUUUAUUUCGCAACACAGUUUAAAAAAAUUGACCGAAGAAAGGCACUUGACGAGCUCAUGCUUUUAAAGACGUGGGAAGAAAGAUUGGACAAAAUUAGUCAGAUUCUUUCUGGUGCAGUACCAGUUUCAGAUGAAGAUGUAAGAGAUGCAGCUGCUAGAUUCUUUUACAAAGUGGUGGCAGCCAAUAAGUACCAACCCAAGUCCAAAUUCAAAGGCAAAGUUACUCUUAUUAAAGCAACAGAAAAUUAUAUCGAUGUGGGUAACGACUAUGGACUUUCUGAGGUUUGCGAACUAAACGUAAAAGUGGAUGCGAUUGAAGGUAACCACAGGAGUAUUUUGGUCGGAUCUAGUGUUGAAAACAUUGCAAAGAUUGUAAAUAGUGGCAUGGAAGAAAUUAAGACACAGUCAUUUUAGUA
Molecule: messenger RNA, 4454 nt
Organism: Zophobas morio
Lineage: Eukaryota; Metazoa; Arthropoda; Insecta; Coleoptera; Tenebrionidae
Product: fatty acid synthase-like
Exons: 6
Coding region: 1-4452 (1483 amino acids)
Biological process (GO): fatty acid biosynthetic process
Molecular function (GO): fatty acid synthase activity; phosphopantetheine binding; oxidoreductase activity
Source: RefSeq, a predicted model, not a curated record